AGCUGAACACAGCAAUGCCCACGUCCAAGCUAACCAGCUAGCUCCUCAUGAGGCUCCCAGCUAGCCUGUGACCCACCUGACACACCACAACGACACGUGUCAGUGUUGACUCUUAGUCUUGUGCAGAACAGCACCUGUGUAGUUGAGUUUGUUAUGUUGCAUAGUUAGUUUAGUUAGUAGGUUUCUGAAGCUAACCAGACACGUUGGCUAACUAGCUGCAGCUUCAGCUAACAACAACACUGACCUGAGAGAGCAGCUCAGACCAGGCCAUCCAGAUGGUGAUCAUGUCGGGCACAGCCACUGUGCUGCAGCAGUUUGUCAGUGGGCUGAAGAAUCGAAAUGAAGACACCAGAGCAAAGUCUGCCAAAGAUCUGCAGCACUAUGUGACUACAGAGCUCAGAGAGUUAAGCCAAGAUGAAGCCACUACAUUCUACGAUGAGUUGAACCACCACAUAUUUGAGCUGGUAUCCAGCUCUGAUGUGAAUGAGAAGAAAGGAGGGAUUCUCGCCAUUGUGAGUCUGAUCGGAGUCGAGGGGGGCAAUGCCACCAGGAUCAGCCGCUUCGCCAAUUACCUCCGCAACCUGCUCCCAUCCAGUGACCCUGUGGUGAUGGAGAUGGCCUCCAAAGCCAUGGGCCACCUGUCCAUGGCAGGGGACACCUUUACUGCAGAGUAUGUGGAGUUUGAGGUGAAGAGGGCCCUGGAGUGGCUGGGAGCAGACAGAAAUGAGGGCCGACGCCAUGCUGCAGUGUUGGUGUUGAGGGAACUGGCUGUGAGCGCACCCACCUUCUUCUUUCAGCAAGUGCAGCCCUUCUUUGACAACAUCUUUUACGCAGUAUGGGACCCCAAGCAGGCCAUCCGAGAAGGGGCUGUAUCUGCACUGCGAGCCAGUCUCAUCCUCACCACACAGAGGGAGACCAAGGAAAUGCAGAAACCACAGUGGUACAAACAAACCUUUGAGGAGGCAGAGAAGGGCUUCGAUGAGACUUUGGCAAAAGAGAAAGGGAUGAAUCGGGACGACAGGGUCCACGGUGCUCUCCUGAUCCUGAACGAGCUGGUUCGCAUCAGCAGCAUGGAGGGAGAGCGCAUGCGCGAGGAGAUGGAGGAGAUCACGCAGCAGCAGCUGGUCCAUGAUAAGUACUGCAAGGAGCUGAUGGGAUUUGGAGCCAAGCCCCGACACAUCACACCCUUCACCAGCUUCCAGUCGGUGCAGCCACAGCAGUCCAACGCCCUCCUUGGCCUGCUGGGCUACAGCACGCCGCAGGGCUUCCUCAGCUUCGGGGCCACGCCGGCACCCGCCAAGAGCUCGCUGGUGGAGAGUCGAUACUGCCGCGAGCUGAUGGAGGAACGAUUCGACCAGGUGUGUCGGUGGGUUCUGAAAUACAAGACCAGUAAAAACCCUCUGAUCCAGAUGACCAUCCUCAACCUGCUUCCACGCCUGGCUGCCUUCCAACCACAUAGCUUUACAGAACAGUACCUGUCAGACACUAUGGGCUACCUGCUGGCCUCUCUGAAGAAGGAAAAGGAGAGGACGGCAGCUUUCCAGGCUCUGGGGCUGCUGGUAGUGGCUGUCAGGGCAGAAAUCCAUCCGUACCUCACAAGGAUCCUUGAGAUCAUCAAGGCUGCCCUGCCGCCCAAGGACUUUGCACACAAGAGGCAGAAGACAAUGCAGGUGGACGCCACAGUGUUCACCUGCAUCAGCAUGCUUUCCAGAGCCAUGGGUCCCAGCAUCCAACCAGACAUCAAGGAGCUGCUGGAGCCAAUGCUGGCUGUGGGCCUCAGCCCUGCACUGACAGCAGUGCUGUACGACCUGAGCCGUCAGAUCCCCCAGUUGAAGAAGGACAUCCAGGACGGCCUGUUGAAGAUGCUCUCCCUGGUGUUGAUGCACAAGCCGCUUCGUCACCCCGGCAUGCCCAAAGGCCUGGCUCAUCAGCUGGCCUCGCCAAGCCUCACGAACAUCCCCGAGGCCAGUGACGUAGGCAGCAUCACACUUGCCCUACGCACACUGGGAAGCUUUGAGUUUGAAGGACACUCCCUCACCCAGUUUGUGCGCCACUGUGCCGAUCACUUCCUGAACAGCGAACACAAGGAAAUCCGGAUGGAGGCAGCUCGGACCUGCUCUCGCCUCCUCACCCCCUCCAUCCACAUGAUCAGCGGCCAUGUUGUCAGCCAGACUGCUGUGCAGGUUGUUGCGGAUGUGCUCAGCAAGCUGUUAGUUGUUGGGAUCACCGACCCAGAUCCAGACAUUCGAUACUGUGUGCUGGCAUCUCUCGAUGAGCGUUUUGAUGCUCACCUGGCCCAGGCCGAGAACUUGCAGGCGCUGUUUGUUGCCCUGAACGACGAGGUGUUUGAGAUCAGAGAGCUGGCCAUCUGCACGAUCGGACGCCUCAGCAGUAUGAACCCCGCCUUUGUCAUGCCCUUCCUACGCAAGAUGCUCAUCCAGAUCUUAACAGAGUUGGAGCACAGUGGUGUCGGCAGGAACAAAGAGCAGAGUGCCCGUAUGCUUGGUCAUCUUGUCUCCAAUGCCCCACGCCUCAUACGGCCAUAUAUGGAGCCCAUCCUCAAGGCUCUCAUCCUCAAGCUGAAAGACCCAGACCCCAACCCUGGAGUGGUCAUUAGUGUCCUUGCGACCAUCGGCGAGCUGGCCCAGGUGAGUGGCCUGGAGAUGAGGAAGUGGAUGGACGAGCUUUUUCCAAUCAUCAUGGACAUGCUGCAGGACUCCUCCUCAUUGGCCAAACGACAGGUGGCGCUGUGGACGCUGGGCCAGCAGGUGGCUAGUACAGGUUAUGUGGUGGAGCCCUACCGCAAGUACCCCUCCCUCCUGGAUGUGCUGCUCAACUUCCUCAAGACGGAACAAAACCAGGGCAUCAGGAGAGAGGCUAUCCGAGUUCUGGGUCUCCUCGGAGCUCUGGACCCCUACAAGCACAAGGUGAACAUCGGCAUGAUCGACCAGUCACGAGACGCCUCCGCCGUCAGUCUCUCGGAGUCCAAGUCCAGUCAGGACUCAGAUUCUCCUGUACUUAAAGGUGAUUCAGAAGUGGCUUAUCACAGAUGGCAGCAAUCACACAAAUACCCGGACUACAGCACCAGUGAGAUGCUAGUGAACAUGGGCAACCUGCCCUUGGACGAGUUUUACCCUGCCGUGGCAAUCGUCACUCUGAUGCGCAUCCUGAGGGACCCCUCACUCUCCAACCACCACACCAUGGUGGUCCAGGCCGUCACCUUCAUCUUCAAGUCUCUGGGCCUCAAGUGUGUCCAGUUCCUGCCGCAGGUCAUGCCCACUUUCCUCAAUGUGAUCCGGGUUUGCGACGCCAGUAUCCGAGAGUUCCUCUUCCAGCAGAUGGGAAUGGUGGUGUGCUUUGUGAAGAUCCACAUCCGCCCUUACAUGGACGACAUCUUCACCCUCAUCAGAGAGUACUGGACACCAAACAACCCCAUGCAGAACACCAUCAUCCUUCUGAUUGAGCAGAUUGUGGUGGCACUGGGUGGCGAGUUCAAGCUCUACCUUCCCCAGCUCAUCCCACACAUGUUGCGUGUCUUCAUGCACGACAACAGCACCGGACGCAGCGUCACCAUCAAGAUGCUCAACGCCAUCCAGCUGUUUGGUGCCAACCUGGACGACUACCUGCACUUGCUGCUGCCUCCCAUCGUCAAGCUGUUUGAUGCCUCGGAUGUGCCCCUGCAGGCCCGCAAGGUUGCCUUGGAGACACUGGACCGGCUGACGGAGUCCCUGGACUUCACCGACUAUGCCUCACGCAUUAUCCACCCGAUUGUUCGCUCACUGGACAAUACGCCUGAGCUGCGCGCCACCUCUAUGGACACCCUGUCCUCGCUGGUAUUCCAGCUGGGGAAAAAGUACCAGAUCUUCAUCCCCAUGGUGAACAAAGUGAUGCUGAAGCACAGGAUCAACCACCAGCGUUAUGACAUACUCAUAUGUCGCAUUGUUAAGGGCUAUACUCUGGCUGAGGAGGAAGAGGACCCUCUAAUCUUCCAACAUCGCCAGCUUCGUGGUAACCAAGAUGCCCUGGUCAGCGGGCCAGUGGAGGCGGGGCCUAUGAAGAAGCUUCACGUCAGCACCACUGCACUUCAGAAGGCUUGGGGUGCCGCCAGGAAGGUGUCCAAAGAUGAUUGGCUUGAGUGGCUGAGGCGCUUGAGUGUGGUCCUGCUCAAGGAGUCGUCCUCUCCAGCCCUGCGAUCGUGCUGGUCUCUGGCCCAAACCUACAUCCCUCUUGCCAGGGACCUGUUCAACGCAGCCUUCCUGUCCUGUUGGUCCGAGCUGAAUGAGGACCAGCAGGAUGAGCUCAUCCGCAGCAUCGAGUUGGCCCUCACCUCCCAGGACAUCGCUGAGGUCACGCAGACUCUGCUCAACCUGGCAGAGUUCAUGGAGCACAGUGACAAGGGUCCCCUGCCCCUCAGAGAUGAUAAUGGCAUCGUGCUGCUGGGCGAGAGGGCUGCCAAGUGUCGUGCCUACGCCAAGGCUCUGCACUACAAAGAGCUGGAGUUUCAGAAAGGGGCCUCUCCGCUCAUCCUGGAGUCUCUUAUCAGCAUCAACAAUAAACUGCAGCAGCCAGAAGCGGCCUCUGGGGUUCUGGAGUACGCCAUGAAGCAUUUUGGUGAACUGGAAAUCCAAGCUACUUGGUACGAGAAGCUACAUGAAUGGGAGGAUGCUCUGGUAGCAUAUGACAAGAAGAUUGACAUGAACAAAGAGGAUCCAGAGCUCAUCCUGGGCAGAAUGCGCUGCUUAGAGGCCCUGGGAGAAUGGGGGCAGUUGCACCAGCAGUGCUGCGAGGAAUGGACACUGGUGAGCGAGGAAACCCAGGCCAAGAUGGCUCGUAUGGCGGCCGCCGCCGCUUGGGGUCUAGGGCACUGGGACAGCAUGGAGGAGUACACGUGUAUGAUCCCAAGAGACACACAUGAUGGCGCUUUUUAUAGAGCGGUCCUAGCCCUUCAUCAGGACCUCUUCUCAUUGGCCCAGCAGUGUAUUGACAAAGCAAGAGACCUCCUGGAUGCUGAGCUGACGGCCAUGGCUGGAGAGAGCUACAGUCGAGCCUAUGGGGCCAUGGUGUCUAGCCAGAUGCUGUCAGAGCUCGAGGAGGUGAUCCAGUAUAAGCUUGUGCCAGAGAGGAGGGACAUCAUUAGGGAAACAUGGUGGGAGAGGCUUCAGGGAUGUCAGCGCAUCGUAGAGGACUGGCAAAGGAUCCUGAUGGUCAGAUCGCUUGUCAUCAGCCCCCACGAGGACAUGAGGACUUGGUUGAAGUAUGCCAGCCUCUGUGGCAAGAGCGGACGCCUGGCACUGGCCCAUAAGACCCUGGUGCUCCUUCUGGGCGUCGACCCCUCCAAGCAACUUGAUCACCCGCUGCCCACGGCCCACCCACAUGUCACAUACGCUUAUAUGAAGUACAUGUGGAAGAGUGCCCGCAAGAUCGAUGCCUUCCAGCACAUGCAGCACUUUGUGCAAGGGAUGCAGCAGCAAGCCCAGCACGCCAUCGCAGCCGAGGACCAGCAGCACAAGCAGGAGCUCCACAAACUGAUGGCCAGAUGUUUCCUAAAGCUGGGUGAGUGGCAGCUCAGUCUGCAGGGCAUCAACGAGAGCACCAUCCCGAAGGUUCUGCAGUAUUACAGCCAUUCCACAGAGCAUGACCGCAACUGGUACAAGGCCUGGCACGCCUGGGCGGUGAUGAACUUUGAGGCGGUUCUGCACUACAAACACCAGAACCAAGGACGCGACGAGCUGCGCCACCCUGGCGCGGCCAGUGCUAACAGCGAAGCCAGCAACAGCGACAGCGAGGUUGACAGCACCGACCACAGUCCUGUGCCCUCACCGGGACAGAAGAAGAUCAAUGAGCAUCCGCUGUUUGCUGACCCUCCGCAGGACCUCUCGAAGACACUGCUCCUCUACACGGUUCCUGCAGUUCAAGGUUUCUUCCGCUCCAUUUCCCUCUCCAGAGGCAAUAACCUGCAGGACACACUCAGGGUUCUCACUCUAUGGUUUGACUACGGCCAUUGGCCUGAAGUGAACGAAGCCCUGGUGGAGGGUAUCAAGACCAUUCAAAUAGACACCUGGCUACAGGUGAUCCCUCAGCUCAUCGCUCGAAUUGACACUCCUCGAGCCCUGGUGGGUCGCCUCAUCCACCAGCUGCUUACAGACAUCGGACGGUAUCAUCCUCAAGCUUUGAUCUACCCACUGACCGUGGCCUCCAAGUCCACCACCACAGCCCGCCACAAUGCUGCUAACAAGAUCUUGAAGAACAUGUGUGAACACUGCAACGCUCUGGUUCAGCAGGCCAUCAUGGUGAGUGAGGAGCUUAUCCGGGUGGCCAUCUUGUGGCACGAGAUGUGGCACGAGGGCCUUGAAGAGGCGUCGCGUCUUUACUUCGGUGAGCGCAACGUCAAGGGCAUGUUCGCUGUGCUGGAGCCUCUACAUGCCAUGAUGGAGAGGGGACCGCAGACCCUCAAGGAGACCUCUUUUAACCAGGCUUACGGCAGGGACUUGAUGGAGGCUCAGGACUGGUGCAGGAAGUACAUGCGCUCUGGAAACGUCAAAGACCUGACCCAGGCCUGGGACCUCUACUACCAUGUGUUCAGACGCAUUUCCAAACAGCUGCAACAGCUGACCUCCCUGGAGCUCCAAUACGUGUCUCCAAAGCUGCUGAUGUGCCGGGACCUGGAGCUGGCUGUACCAGGCACCUAUGACCCCAACCAGCCUAUCAUCCGCAUCCAAUCCAUCGCCGCCUCCCUGCAGGUCAUCACCUCCAAGCAGCGCCCACGCAAACUCACCAUCAUGGGCAGUAAUGGCCACGAGUUCAUGUUCCUGUUGAAGGGCCAUGAGGACCUGAGGCAGGAUGAGAGAGUCAUGCAGCUGUUCGGUCUGGUCAACACACUGCUGGCCAACGACCCAGCGUCCUUGCGCAAGAACCUCAGCAUUCAGCGCUACGCCGUGAUCCCCCUGUCCACCAACUCAGGCCUGAUUGGCUGGGUGCCCCACUGUGACACCCUGCACGCCCUCAUCAGAGACUACAGAGAGAAGAAGAAGAUAUUGCUCAACAUUGAACAUCGCAUCAUGCUCAGGAUGGCCCCAGACUACGACCACCUGACGCUGAUGGAGAAGGUGGAGGUGUUUGAGCACGCCGUCAACAACACGGCUGGAGACGACCUGGCCAAGCUCUUGUGGCUGAAGAGCCCCAGCUCUGAGGUGUGGUUCGACAGGAGGACCAAUUACACCCGCUCCCUGGCUGUGAUGUCCAUGGUGGGCUACAUCCUCGGACUGGGUGACAGGCAUCCAUCCAACUUGAUGUUAGACCGGUUAAGCGGCAAGAUCCUCCACAUUGACUUUGGAGACUGUUUUGAGGUCGCCAUGACAAGAGAGAAGUUCCCUGAAAAGAUCCCAUUCAGACUGACGAGGAUGCUGACCAAUGCCAUGGAGGUGACGGGCUUGGACGGUAACUACCGGAUCACCUGCCACACGGUGAUGGAGGUGCUGAGGGAGCACCGGGACAGCGUCAUGGCCGUAUUGGAGGCCUUCGUCUACGACCCGCUGCUCAACUGGAGGCUCAUGGACACAAACACCAAAGGCACCAAGCGUUCCCGCACCAGGACCGACUCCUACACCGCCGGGCAGUCAGUGGAGGCCCUUGAGGGAAUAGACCUUGGAGAGACCACACACAAGAAAGCCGGCAGCACAGUGCCCGAGUCCAUCCACUCCUUCCUCGGAGACGGCACGGUGCAACCUGAGGCACUCAACAAGAAAGCCAUUCAGAUUAUCAACAGAGUGAGAGACAAACUUACAGGUCGAGACUUCUCUCACGAUGAGACACUGGACGUACCAACACAAGUGGAGCUCCUCAUCAAGCAAGCCACAUCCCAUGAAAACCUGUGCCAGUGCUACAUUGGAUGGUGUCCAUUUUGGUGAAGAAACCGCCUCCGGCAGACAAUCUCACACUUGACAUUUUUUCCCUCACUGGUAAACCAAGAAGAAGCACUCGACUCAGAUAUUUAUCCAAAAGAAAGUGCUUCAGCCACGCAGUGCAGAGUUUUUGAGAAGGAUGUAUUGUUUUGUUAUUGCUGUAGAAUCAUUCAACUUUUCAUUCAACCUGUUUUGAGGUUAUGAGAAAUAAUUUAACUCAAAAUGCUUCAAAUGACUUUUUCUCUCUUUUAACACCAUAAUCAGUUUGCUAAAGCUUUCUACGGUGGCCAUAUUGUAAUAAGUUAUUUCUUACUGCACACACUGUAUUAAAAACCCACCAGUCCGUUGUAUCAUUGUCUAUUAAUGUGACCGAUUUCAAUAAUUAACUUAAACAUUCUUAUUAAGUCUACUCAUCACAAGUAAUGUUUGAUUUGAGAGGAUCAUAAUGUACUGUAUGUGUGCCAUUAAACCCUGUACAGAAACCACUGCGACCGCACUGUGUUCAUUUGACAGUACGUGAUGUCCGUUUGGGUCGAGCUUGUCACACCUACCGAGUUUGAAAAUAAAUUUAA
Molecule: messenger RNA, 8473 nt
Organism: Anoplopoma fimbria (sablefish)
Lineage: Eukaryota; Metazoa; Chordata; Actinopteri; Perciformes; Anoplopomatidae
Gene: mtor
Product: mechanistic target of rapamycin kinase
Exons: 59
Coding region: 276-7907 (2543 amino acids)
Biological process (GO): TOR signaling; protein phosphorylation; negative regulation of macroautophagy
Cellular component (GO): TORC1 complex; TORC2 complex; nucleus
Molecular function (GO): protein serine/threonine kinase activity; protein-containing complex binding; protein binding
Source: RefSeq, a predicted model, not a curated record